GCUGCUCUGACUUUCUUUUAGUCUCAGCAUGGAGAGGACCGUCUUCUAAAGCUUCUUCAUAAAAACAGCAGUAAGAUUAUUUAAAGAAUAGAUAUCUGGAAACAAUCAGAAGAACAACAUGGGAAAAUCUGAGAAAAGGGUUGCAACCCAUGGGGUCAGAUGUUUUGCCAAGAUCAAGAUGUUUCUGUUGGCAUUAACAUGUGCAUAUGUAUCCAAAUCAUUAUCAGGAACUUAUAUGAAUUCCAUGCUCACACAAAUAGAGAGACAAUUCGGUAUCCCCACAUCUAUAGUUGGGCUUAUCAAUGGGAGCUUUGAAAUAGGAAACCUUUUGUUGAUUAUAUUUGUGAGUUAUUUUGGAACAAAACUUCACAGACCUAUCAUGAUUGGUGUUGGAUGUGCAGUUAUGGGCCUGGGGUGUUUCUUAAUCUCGCUACCCCAUUUCCUCAUGGGCCAAUAUGAAUAUGAAACGAUUUUACCUACAAGCAACGUGUCCUCAAACAGCUUCUUCUGUGUGGAAAACAGAUCCCAGACCUUAAAUCCAACACAAGACCCCUCAGAGUGUGUGAAAGAAAUGAAAUCAUUAAUGUGGAUAUAUGUACUGGUAGGAAACAUAAUACGUGGAAUUGGUGAAACUCCCAUCAUGCCCUUGGGUAUUUCCUACAUUGAAGACUUUGCCAAAUCUGAAAACUCUCCUUUAUACAUUGGGAUUUUAGAAACAGGAAUGACCAUUGGCCCUUUGAUUGGACUUCUGUUGGCUUCUUCCUGUGCAAACAUUUAUGUAGACAUUGAGUCUGUGAAUACAGAUGACCUGACCAUAACUCCCACAGAUACACGCUGGGUCGGAGCUUGGUGGAUCGGCUUUUUGGUCUGUGCAGGAGUGAAUAUCCUGACCAGCUUUCCCUUUUUCUUUUUUCCCAAAACACUUCCAAAGGAAGGAUUACAGGAGAAUGUGGAUGGAACUGAAAAUGCCAAAGAGAAGAAACACAGAAAAAAGGCCAAGGAAGAAAAACGAGGAAUCACUAAAGAUUUCUUUGUGUUCAUGAAGAGCCUCUCCUGCAAUCCAAUUUACAUGCUUUUCAUCCUUAUAAGUGUUCUCCAGUUCAAUGCAUUUAUCAAUUCAUUUACCUUCAUGCCUAAGUAUCUGGAACAGCAAUAUGGAAAAUCCACUGCUGAGGUAGUCUUCCUUAUGGGUCUUUAUAUGUUACCUCCAAUAUGCCUCGGAUAUUUAAUUGGUGGUUUGAUUAUGAAGAAGUUCAAGGUUACUGUCAAGAAAGCUGCACACUUAGCAUUCUGGCUCUGCCUGUCUGAGUACCUUCUGUCUUUCCUUAGCUAUGUGAUGACCUGUGAUAAUUUUCCAGUGGCAGGCUUAACAACCUCUUAUGAAGGGGUUCAGCACCAACUAUAUGUGGAGAACAAGGUCCUUGCUGACUGUAACACAAGGUGUAACUGCUCAACGAACACAUGGGAUCCAGUGUGUGGAGACAAUGGCCUGGCAUACAUGUCAGCCUGCCUUGCAGGCUGUGAGAAGUCUGUUGGAACAGGAACCAACAUGGUGUUUCAGAAUUGCAGCUGCAUUCAGUCAUCGGGAAACUCAUCUGCAGUCCUGGGCCUGUGUAACAAAGGCCCUGACUGUGCCAACAAGCUGCAGUACUUCUUAAUCAUAGCAAUAUUUGGCUGUUUCAUAUACUCGCUGGCAGGCAUUCCAGGGUAUAUGGUUCUUCUGAGGUGUAUCAAGUCUGAAGAGAAGUCACUUGGAGUUGGGUUACAUGCAUUUUGCAUAAGAAUAUUAGCUGGCAUUCCUGCACCCAUUUACUUUGGAGCUUUGAUAGACAGAACCUGUUUACAUUGGGGAACCCUGAAAUGUGGUGAGCCCGGGGCAUGCAGGAUGUAUGACAUAAACAGCUUCAGACGUCUUUACCUUGGAUUGCCGGCUGCACUAAGAGGAGCAAGCUUUGUCCCCGCCUUCUUCAUUCUAAGACUUACGAGGACAUUCCAGUUCCCUGGGGACAUUGAGUCUUCAAAAACUGAUCAUGCGGAGAUGAAGCUCACCUUGAAGGAAAGUGAGUGCACAGAAGUCCUAAGGUCGAAAGUGACGGAGGACUGAAAACGAAGCUGUAAUGAGUUUUCUACUGCCCUAUGCAAGGCCAUGAAGAGAAUGUACACUUCACUAGUUUUGAAUCAUGAGAGAUACAAUUGGAACUCUUAGGUUAUCCAUAAGGCCGUCAAAGUUACUUCAUUCAUGAUAAAAUUAUUUACUGAUAGCAUUUUCAGAAGGCUGACAUAGUACUCAAGAUUUUCCCAGGGAAAACUUCUAUAGUGGCCUUCACCCUUAACCUUAAAGCUGCCUUCAUUUUCAACCAGCAUGUUCUCUUUUAACUCAAUCAAGGGAAGUGGAUGUUUCCCACACAUUCUCAAAUAUCUUUGAAACUUUCCUAUUGCAGAAAUAUCAUUUAGAUGUUUUUAAUUUAUAUACUGAUGCUGGAGAUCAAAAUAUACAUCUUGGUUAAGCCAGAUUGCGUUAGUUUGUUUUGAUUUAUCCUCUGCAUGUGCAAAACUUCUGCAUCUGUCUUGUGUACUUAGGAGUGGUAACUCUCUUUUACUUCUAAGAUUAGACUCUUCAGAGUGUGCCAUCUCCUGUUUUCAGUCCCUUCUAUCAUUACUUCUGUCACACAGUUGAUCAUUUCACAUACAUCACUGAAAACUUUAAUCAGGUUGUUAACCAGUCAUGUAGCAAAGAUGAUUGGGACUCUUUUUCUCUAACAAUUCAAAGCUGGUCAUGAAACUCUUUUUUAAAAAUCAAGAGUAGGGGAAAACUAGUCCUUUCAAAGGCUCCUUGUAGAGAUGGGCUGUAUCUCAGUGGAAUAGUUAUUACCUAAUGUAUGUGAGGCCCCAGGUUCAACCACAACGUAGGGUAAACCAAUAAAGUAAUAAAAAUAACGUAAGUCCAGAUGCAUCAUCAGAUAUUCUAAAAGGCUAUUCUCAUAUUCAGGGGGCUUCAAUGGCUUAGUGUUCAUUCUAUUCAAGGGCCAUGGAGCACAUAGUUAUUAACAUUCAUAAUAAACUUAGAGUAAAACCUUUAAAGAGGGACCAGAUAGAAAGUUCGAUAGAAAGAACUGUUUGCCACCGAACCUGAAAAGGUUGUUGUGAUCCUUGGGACCAACGUGAAGGAGAGAACAAACUCUCACAAGUUGUGCUAUAUCUCUUUUUAAUUGUGCAUGCCCCAUUGCAAAUCAAUUAAUAAAAAAAGCAUUAAAAGGUUUAAGACCGACAUUUGCUGUAAAAUUAUAGCUCAUAAACGUGAAGGUACACAUCAAAAAUAAAAUCAAGUUGUGGUUGUUUUAAUGAGAAAUAUCCCUCCUAGGCAUAGGCAUUUGGAUAUUUGGUUUCUAAUGAAUGACUCUGCUUAGGGAAGAUUGGAUGUGCAUCCCUAAGACAAAAGGUGAAUCACUGAGAUGGGUUGAAAGUUAAAAGCCUCACCUACUUCCAGUACACUCUCUGCUUUGUGCUUUGGUUGAUGAUAUGAAAUCAUGGUUUCCUGCUCCAGCCACCAUGCCUGGUGCUUGCCUUCAUGAACUUCCAUCCCUGGAGUCAUGCGUUAAAAUAAACUCCUUUUUUUAAUGUG
Messenger RNA from Rattus norvegicus (Norway rat), 3622 nucleotides. It is a transcript of the gene Slco1a4, whose product is annotated as solute carrier organic anion transporter family, member 1a4. Gene Ontology annotation, biological process: transmembrane transport. Gene Ontology annotation, cellular component: plasma membrane; membrane. Gene Ontology annotation, molecular function: transmembrane transporter activity. The record is from RefSeq and is marked provisional. Lineage: Eukaryota; Metazoa; Chordata; Mammalia; Rodentia; Muridae.